GCAGCAGUCAAUUACAUUUACAGUGAGAUUGCGAGUUGCUCAUCAGAUUGCAGAAUCAACAGCAGCAGGAGCAGCGACACAGGAAUUUUAGUAUAUUCAUGUCGAAGAUCGAUAGCCGCUAUCUAUAAUUGUGCUUAUGCUCUCCUAAGUAACCGCAAUUUAUGCGCGUAAGUUCUGGUGGCAGCACGGGAUUUAGGGAUUCCACACGAAACUCCCCAUGUGCCCAUGUUCAUUUUGAUUAAUUAGUAUUCCCCGAAUUCAAUCACUGAUUAUACGACCAUGAGUUGAUUAUUUCGAUCUAGUGUUCUUUUUGGGUUUUUUUCCCUGCGGAAUCUUGUGUCGAAGUUUUGGCUUGUGCUGGGAAUUCAAACCCAUAGCAUUUUUGGGGAUUAAUCAUGACUCGCAGAGGUAGUGGCUAUGAAGGCAUAAUUAUGUCCCGUAACACUAAUUUCAGCAUUGCUCAUGGAGGUCUUGAAUCUGGAGUUUCUACUGAUCACAAGAUUUCAACAUUUGAUGAUGCAAAGCCUGGUAUGGCUUCAAAUACUGCUGUGCAUGAGCUACUCGAGUGUCCUGUUUGCGCUAAUGUGAUAUGCCCCCCAAUUCAGCAGUUGCGGUGUCCAAAUGGCCAUACCCUCUGCUCCAAGUGCCAAUCAAAAGUACAUCAUUGCUCUAUUUGUCACCAUGAGCUAAGGAACAUAAGAUGCUUGGCCUUAGAGCGAAUUGCAGAGUCUCUUGAAUUGCCAUGCAGAUAUCGAGAUCUUGGCUGUUCAGAUAUUCUCUCUUAUCAAGGCAGGCUGAGGCACGAACGCUGUUGUAGGUUUCGCCCCUACAAUUGCCCUUAUGCUGGAGCUGAAUGUCCAGUCACUGGCGACAUUCCGUUUCUUGUGGCACAUCUAAAGAGUGACCACAAGGUCGACAUGCACGAUGGAUGCGCUUUUAACCAUAGAUAUGUCAAGUUGAAUCCACAAGACAUUGAAAGCGCUACAUGGAUGCUAACUGUAUUCAAUUGUUAUGGCUACCAAUUCUGUUUGCACUUUGAGGCAUUCAAUUUAGGAAUGGCUCCGGUGUACAUUGCAUUCAUCCGGUUCAUGGGCGAUGAUUGUGAUGCUAGGAAGUUUGCAUACAGCUUAGAAGUUGGCGCAAAGGGCAGAAAGCUGACAUGGCAAGGAAUUCCUAGGAGCAUUCGCGAUAGCCAUACAAAAGUGCGUGACGCCAUGGAUGGGCUAAUUAUUCAGAGAAGCAUGGCACUCUUCUUAUCAGGAGGUAACAGACAAGAGCUGAAGUUGAAAGUGGCCGGGCGUAUAUGGAAAGAACAAACAAAGGAAGCGGCAAUAAGGGCGCCGCAAGAACACACAUAGGAUCAGCCGGGCCGGGCCCGGUGCGGCAUCGCCUGUUUUAUCCAUCUGUACAUGAAGUGCACAACAAUGUGGGCUAAUCUUUUAACUGAUUUAUAGCUCUAACAAGAUAGAUAUAUGUCUGUCUGAAAUUGUACAACUGGUUUAGGAUUCCUUUAUAGUGAAUUCUUACACUCGGCUUUUGAUAAAUCUUUGAGAAGUUUC
Messenger RNA from Andrographis paniculata, 1559 nucleotides. Its product is annotated as E3 ubiquitin-protein ligase SINAT2-like. Gene Ontology annotation, cellular component: cytoplasm. The transcript has 4 exons. Gene Ontology annotation, biological process: ubiquitin-dependent protein catabolic process; multicellular organism development. Gene Ontology annotation, molecular function: zinc ion binding; ubiquitin protein ligase activity; protein binding. Lineage: Eukaryota; Viridiplantae; Streptophyta; Magnoliopsida; Lamiales; Acanthaceae. The record is from RefSeq and is a predicted model, not a curated record. Bases 396 to 1358 code for a protein of 320 amino acids.